CCGAGGAAAUCCGGCAGGGGGGGAAGAGAGCGGGCGAGUUCGUCCGCGCGCGCGAUGGGGCUGCUCAGCAUCCUGAAGAAGAUGCGGCAGAAGGAGCGCGAGCUGCGGCUGCUCAUGCUGGGCCUGGACAACGCCGGCAAAACCACGAUCCUGAAGAAGUUCAACGGGGACGAGAUCGACACUAUUUCGCCCACGCUGGGUUUCAACAUCAAGACGCUGGAGCAUCGCGGGUUCAAGCUGAACAUCUGGGACGUGGGGGGCCAGAAGUCCCUGCGCUCGUACUGGCGCAACUACUUCGAGAGCACCGACGGGCUCAUCUGGGUGGUGGACAGCGCCGACCACCAGCGGUUGGAAGACUGCAAGCAGGAGCUGCAGAGCCUUCUGGUGGAGGAGCGCUUGGCCGGGGCCACUUUGCUUAUCUUUGCCAACAAGCAGGACCUGCCGGGCGCCCUGAGCUCCAGCGCCAUCCAGGAGGCUUUGGACCUGGACAGCAUUCAGAGCCACCACUGGUGCAUCCAAGGCUGCAGCGCUUACACCGGAGAGAACCUGCUGGCGGGCGUGGACUGGCUGCUGGACGACAUCUCCAGCCGGAUAUUCACGGCGGACUGAGCGGGCGGAGGGGAAGCGUGCCCCCUCUUCCUCCUGUCCCCCCAACGCCCCCUGUGUGGCUGGUAACUUGGACUGUUUGUUCCCCCAGGUGGCUUCGGGCCUGGUUUUCGUCCUGGAACGGAGCAUGGCCCUCCUUUCAGAAUCCACGCUGCUUCACGGGCUCCACUGCUCCUGCUAAAGGGUGGUCCUUGGGUCCCGGCCGUGCUACGGAGGACCAGCGAGCAGGGAAUUGGGGUCUUCUCACCCCCAGUCCUCUGCAGCGAGUUGGAUUAAAAGCAUACUAAUAAUAAAGCUAUCCGCUGUGUUUCAAA
Molecule: messenger RNA, 920 nt
Organism: Elgaria multicarinata webbii
Lineage: Eukaryota; Metazoa; Chordata; Lepidosauria; Squamata; Anguidae
Gene: ARL2
Product: ADP ribosylation factor like GTPase 2
Exons: 5
Coding region: 55-609 (184 amino acids)
Biological process (GO): protein folding
Cellular component (GO): cytoplasm; microtubule cytoskeleton
Molecular function (GO): GTPase activity; GTP binding
Source: RefSeq, a predicted model, not a curated record